UUACUCAGCGCAGUAAAUCAUGGCUACAUUUGAGUUGGAUCCCGUCUUUGUGAAGGCGUUAGGGUACCUUCGCUCCAAGAGUAAGGACUCUACAGAAAAACUGAAGGCUCUGGUCGACGCUGCGCUCAACAAGUCGUCUCCGUCGCUCGCAGCAUCCUCAGCGAUAGCAGGAAAGCUUGACAAGGUGGAGGAUUCUCCAUCAGCUGACACUGUGGGUGGGAAAACACAAGUUGAGGAGAAAGCACAGGAUGUGGAGGGAAGAAGAGGAUCGCCCCAUGGCCAGAUGAGCAGACUGAUGGUUCCUGGGCAGAAGGAGCGGCGGUCCCCCUCCCUGAGCAGCAGCAGCACAGGAAGGUCCACUCCAGAACCACCCAAAAAACAACCAGACAAGAGGAGUCUGGAGAAGCUUAAACAGGACCUGACUGACCUGAACAAAGAGCACAAGAAGCCAAAGCUGGAGAAGCCUGACCCUCCGACAGUUCGCGAGGGCUCUCCGCCGGCACUGAAGAAGGAGCAGUCUUCAGACGAGGAGGAGGGAGAAGAAGGGAUGGAGACCAGCGCUGAUGAGUUUGCAGAAGAGAUGGGGCUGGUCUGUGUCAUCUGCAGGCAGAUGAAUGUGACUCCUGGUAACCAGCUUGUAGAGUGUGCAGAGUGCCACAACCUUUACCAUCAGGACUGUCACCGCCCACCAGUGACAGACAGUGACGUAAACGACCCCCGGAAGGUGUGGUACUGUCAGCGGUGCACCCGUACUAUCAGGAAAAUGAACAAGAUCCAGGCCCUACCACCACUCAAGGCGUCAAAGGCCCAGAAGACCAAGCCAUCUGCCACCAUGUCCAGCAGCAGGGAAAAGGAACACUCUGCUGUCAAACCUAAGACUCCUGACCUCUCCACCAUGCAGCUCUUUAAGAGAUCAGAAACAUCCUCUAUGACAUCAUCAUCCACCCUGUCCAGCACCGGUUCAGGCUCCCAGCUCACAGGCCUGGCCAGCUGGGCAGCGAACAUCAGUGGCAAGUCCUCCCUUCCCAAAACCCCCACAACCACCAAGGCUCCCACUGGUCCCUUCAGCAGCUCCAAACCUGCUGCCGCCACGUCCGGUAAACAGGGGCUGGCCGCCAUGAAGGCAGCCGUGGUGUCCAAAUCAUCCUCCUCAGGGAGUUCUAGUAAAUACCUAUCCAGCAGUAGUAGUGUGGGAAGCAGCAUGGCUAAGCCAGGAGGAGGCUCGGGGAAGCCACCAACGAGCGCCAGCGUAAAGCCGUCGGGAAGCGGUGCCGCGAAGUCUGGAGGAAACGGGGGCAGGAUGCUGCAGCUGCCCACAUCGCAGUCACAGGACGCCAACAAGAGACUGCAGAUGAUGAAGAAAAAAGCAGCAGCCAAAAUGCAACAAAAGAAGCAGAGCAGAUUUUAGUACAGCCUUCUGUAAGCAUUUUUAUGCUUACUAAUAGACAAAAUACCGUAUAAUAAUAUGCAGUUCUACAGUCAUGGCAAAAGUAAUGUACAAAAUGU
Molecule: messenger RNA, 1506 nt
Organism: Branchiostoma floridae (Florida lancelet)
Lineage: Eukaryota; Metazoa; Chordata; Leptocardii; Amphioxiformes; Branchiostomatidae
Product: integrator complex subunit 12-like
Exons: 9
Coding region: 20-1408 (462 amino acids)
Biological process (GO): snRNA 3'-end processing
Cellular component (GO): integrator complex
Source: RefSeq, a predicted model, not a curated record